UCUUUGCCACCAUGGAUCCACAGAGCCAGACUACUUCACUGCAGCGACUGCAGAACGUCGAAAAGGUAUAUUCUUCCAAUCUCAGUGGUAAUAAAUGCAAACACUUGAUUUGGAUAAAUCGAUUUUCUUGUGUCCAGAGAAUAGUCAGGGUGCUAGAGCUAGCAGGCGGAGUAAUGGACGAAAUGGCAAACCCUAGUGGUCCUAGGAAGGAGCUCGUGAACAGCCAUUGCAGCGAGUUCAUGCAAUCAGUAAAGGAUAUUCAGAUGACGUUGCGAGAGGAAAUAAAGAGCGCGUGUGAGUAUCGGCCUUUUGAGAAGUGUGAUUAUGUUCCAAGGAUAUCGAACGAGAUCUGUUGCAAGAAAUUGGAAUAUCUGAUUGCACAGGUAGAUGAGAUGAGGCUAACAAUUGAUGAAUAUAAUGAAGCAUGAGAUUGCAGAACCUGGUAAUUUUUAAACCUGCUUUGAGGAUGGUGACUGCUGCAUUGUAUAGAGUUGGCUUGGCUGCAUUGCUUUGUUAAACUAUUAGUUUUAUCCAUUUCGAGGCGUAGAGGCUUUAACCUUACAAUGUAGAGCUCGUAUGUCCGGAAAUGUAUCAAGAAUAGCUCUAAUUGUAUUGGGUGAUAAGUUGCUCCUAAAUUUGAUUUGCUCUCAUCCUCCUUCACUCUUUGAUUCUCAUUUGCAUUAAUGGAGAUACUCAUAUGAUUCAAUUCCUCUUGUUAGGUCGGCGUGCUGUCUAAAAUGAGGGAUGCUAUUACAUAUUAUCAAUGUGUAUUCACCUUGGGUUGUUCUCUUU
Salvia splendens (bonfire salvia) is the source of this 792-nucleotide messenger RNA. RefSeq names its product mediator of RNA polymerase II transcription subunit 11. The record is from RefSeq and is a predicted model, not a curated record. The transcript has 2 exons. Lineage: Eukaryota; Viridiplantae; Streptophyta; Magnoliopsida; Lamiales; Lamiaceae. Gene Ontology annotation, cellular component: mediator complex. The coding region runs from base 12 to 428 and encodes 138 amino acids. Gene Ontology annotation, molecular function: transcription coregulator activity. Gene Ontology annotation, biological process: regulation of transcription by RNA polymerase II.